This is a messenger RNA of Sorghum bicolor (sorghum), 1143 nucleotides long. Its product is annotated as BTB/POZ and MATH domain-containing protein 1. The coding region runs from base 1 to 1143 and encodes 380 amino acids. Lineage: Eukaryota; Viridiplantae; Streptophyta; Magnoliopsida; Poales; Poaceae. Gene Ontology annotation, biological process: protein ubiquitination. Gene Ontology annotation, molecular function: protein binding. The transcript has a single exon. The record is from RefSeq and is a predicted model, not a curated record.
AUGGCGGCAUCGAUGGUGCCAGCUGAAACAAGGAAGAUAACUUGGAGGUGCAGCCCAGAUGUGGAUCGGUGCUCGCACAUGUUUGAGAUCCACGGGUACACACUCCAGGCGGAGGGCCUCGGCGUCGGCAAAACCGUCGUCCGCUCGGCUACCUUCGCCGUCGGCGGCUACGACUGGAGCAUCUCCUACUACCCCGACGGGUACUACGGGCAAGAAUCGAGUGGGUACGCCUCCGUCUACAUCGACUUCAUGAGCAACAAAACCUGCCCUGCAGGGACUAAGGUGAGUGGGCACUUCCGCUUCCGUCUCUUCAACCCGGCCACCGGUGAGUUCAGGAUCAUGCUGGGUGGUUACCUCCCCUUUAAGCACACCGUGAACCCUAACGGAAGCCAUGCCUGGGGCUCUGCCAAGUUCAUCGACAGGAGAUGGCUGCAGACAUCGCCGUACCUAUGCCACGAUCGCCUCACCAUCGUGUGCGAUCUUAGCGUUUUGGUGGGCAGUCGGGUGUCAGGACCUGAAUCCACCGAGACAUGUGAGAAUGAGAUUAUUAUCGAGGUGCCACCAUCGAACUUGUCAGAAAAUCUUGAGAAGCUGCUGGACAUGAAGGAGGGGGCGGACGUGACAUUCAAGGUUAAAGGAGUGGUCUUCCAUGCCCACAAGGUUGUGCUUGCAGCCAGGUCGCCGGUGUUCAAGGCAGAGCUUUAUGGGCUCAUUGGUGAGAGGAAGACCUGCAGGCAUGGCCACAUAGCCAUCCAAGAUAUGGAGCCCGGUGUUUUCAAGGCAUUGCUUCACUUCAUCUACACCGACUCACUACCAGCUGCCAACGGUGAUUGUGAUCUUGAUGAUGAGGGAGUAGUUAAACAUUUGCUCGUGGCUGCAGAUAGAUAUGCCAUGGACAGGAUGAGGUUGAUGUGUGAGAGCAUGCUUUGCAAGAGACUUGAUGUUGACAAUGUUGCUGCUAUUUUAGCUCUAGCCGAUCAGCAUUAUUGUUGCAAGCUAAAAGAUGCCUGCGUUAGCUUUAUGAGCUCACCGAAAAGGAUUAAGGAUGUUAUGGCAACUCAAGGAUAUGACCACCUCAAAAAAGCAUGCCCUUCUAUUGUUAUGAAUCUAUUGGAGGAGUCUGUUAAGUCUUCAGUAUGCUGA